ACUGCUGCAGGGAGCCCGACCGCCCGACCGCAGGACGCUGGAUGAAUAGAGGGAGAAGAAUAACCGUAAAUAUCCAGAUGGGAAUAUGUGGGCAGAGCAUAGCGAGGUCCUAAUCAAGACAAAGACUUUUUAGAUAGCGACUCUUCGCCCGCCUCUUCUAAAUCUGAACAUGCUGGAUUAUUAAGAAGAAAAACAGCCGAAUUCAAAUAGUGGUACCAGAAUGGAUGAAGCUCUAUGGGCAGAACCCCACUUUUAUUGGCGAAUUUGAUGUGAAAAUAAGCCCAGCCGAGUGUUUGAACAGCGCUAUGGCACAUGUAUGUUACAAAAUCUGAUGUAUAUGUGAGAGAUAAAAAGCAAAAAGUCAGCUUUGAGGCAUUGAAUUCCUUCGGAGAGAUGUCAUCGUUGUGAGUAGCCUACUGGAUGUGACACUGCCGCCGUGAAUAUGGGAGAUCUGACCGACUCCAGGGACCCGAAAAAGACUUUUAUUGUUCCUGCCAUCAAGUCUUUUGAUCAUUAUGAUUUUAAUAGAGCAAAAAUCAGAGCAAGCCUCACAUGGCUGGUGGCCAAAGCCUUUGGUACAGACAGUGUUCCUGAAGACCUGAAAGAGCCCCUCUACCUGGACCAGUAUGAGCAGGAGCACCUGAAGCCUCCUGUGGCCGAUCUGCUGCUGUCGGCUGAGCUGUACUGUCGAGCAGGGAGUCUGAUUCUGAAGAGCGACGCCGUCAAACCUCUGCUGGGUCAUGACGCCGUCAUCCAGGCUCUGGCUCAGAAGGGCCUGUACGUCACCGACCAGGAGCGACUGGUGACCGAGAGAGACCUGCAAAAGAAACCUAUUCAGAUGAGCGCCCACUUGGCCAUGAUCGACACGCUGAUGAUGGCGUACACAGUGGAGACGGUGAGCGUGGAGAAGGUGAUGGCGUGCAUGCAGCAAUACUCCACCGACUACCUAGACGGAGAUGUGCCCUAUGACACAGAGGAUGCGGUCACCAGCUGGAUGAAUAAGGUGAACGAAUACUUGAAGGAAAUCAUAAGUCAGGAGCAAAGGAGGAUGGAGGCGCAGAACGCAGAGCCUGUUGAGAAUCCAAAGUCUCCAACCAAGUGGUAUAUGAAGCUGGUUCCCGCCCGUUAUAGGAAGGAGCAGGCUCUGCACAGGACGGUUCCCUGGAUCCCCCCGGUGGACAACCUCCUGAAGGACAGCACAGAUGGCUGUGCCCUCGCCGCCCUGCUGCACUUCUACUGCCCCGCCAUCAUCAACCUCGGAGACAUUUUCCUGAAGGAAACCAUGUCACUGGCAGACAGUCUCUACAACCUUCAUCUCAUCCAGGACUUCUGCAGGGAGCAUUUGAACCACUGCUGCCACUUCAAUCUAGAGGACAUGCUCUACGCUCAUUCCUCCAUCAAAAAUAACUAUCUUGUGUUCAUGGCUGAGCUCUUCUGGUGGUUUGAGGUUGUUAAGCCGCCAUUUGUUGAACCUCAGGCGUUGGACAUUGAAGCUCCAGCCCCUUCACUGAAAAAUCUGCCGUCUGUGCCCAUCUCAAAAGUCACAAAGCGAAGUUUCAUGGAAAGACCUCCUAGUCCAGACAGACCAAGUCUCCCACUCCGACCUCAACCACAGACUUCAGGCUCGGGUGAGAUCAGGCGAUCAACAUCAAUGUCAUUUGUGGACAGCUUCAUGGGUACUUGGCCCAAGGAGAAAAAGUCUGCUGCUCAGGGUGUGUCCUUUGAAAUCCCAUUUGAUAAAGAGCGCACCAAUCAAACACCUACUGGCCGAGGAAUGACUCGGUCUGCCAGCACUGAAGGUUUUGGUUUCAAGAUGCCCCACGGAACAAGGGGCAUCAAGAGAAACCUGUCCUUUCAGCCUAUCAAUGGCAAGAACAUGGGCAUUGAGGAGGAAGUCUGUCCUGACGGCCAGUCAGGAAAUCUUAACAGCCGUCUAAAUGGCUCAGGGCCACCUAGCAUCGAAGAGGCCCUUGAGAUCAUCCACAACUCAGAGAAGCAAUCACAGAGCCCCAGGGCCCAAGCGGCCGGUGAGGGCUUCUUUCUUCACCUGCAGAGUAAAAGUGAACCGAACCCCAAAGCAAAGGAUGGCGAGCUAGACUCGGUUUCAGAAUCAUUCAAAGGGGUUGCUAGCUCAUCCACCACUGAAGUAGACACUGGCAUCCAUGUGCGGACGGAGGACAUCCAAGAGACAUUAGAUGAGGACUCAUCGCUUAGGGAUUGUACUGUCAGCAUAGAGCUUGACACAGAUCAAGACUUUGAGGCAAAAGCUUGCCAUAGCCAAGGCUCUACUAGCCCAUGUCCCAGCAGCCUUAGCGCCAAAUCCCCUGCCGGAAGUAUCCCAACCCCUGCUUUUACACCUGGGAUUAAGAUGACCAGCUUUGCUGAGCAGAAAUUCCGUAAACUCAAUCCAAACGGGGAGGCCAAAGGUAGUGCUUCCCAAGGCACAACACCAGAUGGUUCAGAUCUCGGCAUUCCUCACUCUGUCUCCUGGGCCCCUUCGCCUGAUAUCAGCCCUGCACAUCAGCCAUCCAAGGACCCAGCCCAGACCAUGGCUGCAGAAAUGGUACAACUGCGCAUGAGACUUGAGGAGAAGCGUCGGGCCAUUGAAGCCCAGAAGAAGAAAGUGGAGGCGGCCUUUACCCGACACCGUCAAAAGAUGGGACGCAGUGCUUUCCUCACAGUUGUCAAGAGGAAAGGAGUAGAUGGCACCUCACCAUCUCAGGAGAACACUCCCAGCUCAGAGGGAAGUAAGACGCCAACGGAGACACCCCAACCUGACAAGUCUCCGCUGAAGUCUGCGGGUGAGGAUGGCACCUGCGAGGCGGACCUGAUGGAAUAUACACGCUCCAUUGAGAAGCUCAAUUCGUCCCUGAGCUUCUUGCAGACUGAGAUGCAGCGACUGGCCCAGCAGCAGGAGGUAAUUAUGCAGAUGCGAGAGCAACAGGCAUGGGUUGUGUUACCACCUCAACUUUCGCCACAAAAGCAGGUACGGGAGCUCAGAGGGAGUGGGGCGCGCUCUUCUGGAUCUCCCUCACCUGCAGAUUCCCCUAGAGCUACACACCGUUCCCCUACAAACCUUAAGAGGAAGUCCGCUUCUUUCCAUUCCAAGACGCCAAGGACACCCAGACCCAAUGAGCUAAAGAUCACUCCCUUCAACCGAGUCUUAAACGUUCCACAGUCAGUGGACAGCAUCCCACGCCUCAGAAGGUUCUCCCCUUCUCAGUCCGUGUCCUGCUCGUUUACUUAUUUGGGAAGUGAGAAGAAACCACCACCAGGAGCUGAAACCACAGACAAGGACAUUGAACAAGGCAUUGAGUCAUUGUCUAUUGAAUGUUCUUAUGGUACUAACACCUCCCCAACCAAAGAAACCCAACAGGCAGUAACCGAAGACACUGGGGAGAGCAAAAAUGAGAACAAACCAACGGAAGAAAGGGAGAAUCUGAAGAAGUCAACAGAUGAGUUGAAACCAGCAAUGGAAUCUAGUGUGUCAGAAGUCUUGUCGCAGAUUGUUAUGGAGACCGUUAUUGUCACUCCCACUGAGCCAUUUGACAUUGCCCAUCAGACCAACAAAAAUUUGAUUGAGGUUCCACUGUCUGUUCUCAAGCCCCUGGAUGGACAGGCAUUAGAAGAGGAAGGUGAAAAUGACACUUCAGGGGAGAAUCAGGACGAUGAGCAGAAAAUGUGCCGUGGAUUCUUCUUUAAGGAUGACAUGAAAGGAGAGGACAGCAUGGCCGUGAAACGAGCCGCACUUCUGGAGAAAAGGCUGAGAAGAGAACGGGAGAGCCAGCAGAGGAAACAACAGCUGGAGUUAGAGCUUGAGCAAAAGAAAGAGGAGGCCAGGCUGAAAGCAGAGGAAGACCGCACGAAGAAGGAAGAAGAUAAAGCCCGGCGGGAAUUUAUCAAGCAGGAGUACCUGAGGAGAAAACAGCUUAAGCUUAUGGAGGACAUGGACACGCUUGUCAAACCACGGCCCGCGGGGGCCAAGCAGAGGAAACCAAGGCCCAAGUCCAUCCACAGAGAUGUGAUGGAGUCCCCCAGGACUCCUGUCAGGGCCACGGCAGGUUCACGACCUCGUGUUUUUUCAGUGUCCAGCCUGUCUCUGGCAUCUCUUGGAGAUAAUGACAGUGUCAGCUCGGAUAAGAAAACACCCAGUAGGCCUGAUUCAGCAGACGGUUGCCUGUCACCCACUCGCUCCAGCAGUCGUAACGGAGAGAAAGACUGGGAGAAUGGUUCCACCACAUCCUCACUGACAUCCAACACGGAAUAUACAGGUCCUAAAUUAUAUAAAGAGCCCAGCGCAAAGUCAAAUAAGCAUAUCAUUCAGAAUGCUUUGGCACAUUGCUGUUUGGCUGGCAAAGUCAAUGAGGGACAGAAAAACAAGAUUUUAGAGGAAAUGGAGAAAUCCGGGGCCAACAACUUCCUGGUCCUGUUCCGGGAUUCUGGCUGCCAGUUUCGCUCUCUCUACACGUACUGCCCCGAGAUGGAGGAAAUCAACAAGUUGGCCGGCAUCGGUCCUAAAACCAUCUCACGCAAGAUGAUCGACGGCCUCUACAAGUACAACUCGGACAGGAAGCAGUUCAGCCAAAUUCCAGCCAAGACCAUGUCUGCGAGUGUCGACGCCAUCACGAUCCACAGCCACCUGUGGCAGACCAAAAAACCAGGAACACCGAAGAAAGUAGCGGCCGUAAAGUCCUAGUGUCUCUCCACGUCGGAUGUACACAAUCUCAAUGCACUUGUUUGUACAUAUUAGAGUCCUACAACACUUUUUACACUCUUCCGUCAGUUCGGACACACAAGUUUGCGAAAAUUAUGCACAACUGGAAUGUAAAACUCUACGGGGUGGCAAAUGGAUCAAACUCAUGUAAGACUUUCUGAUUCACGCUGUUUUACUGCACCGUGUACGUGUCGUUUUUAUUUAAAUGUGCCAAAAUAAUGAAAAGUUGUCAAGGAUGACCCGUUAUUUUAAUUUGGUACACUAAAGCACUGAAUGUCCUCAGUUUGUAUAGAAAUCUCGCACAUAUGUUGACGUGUGGCCUUUUUUGUCUAUAUUUUAAUUUGAUUUAUUUUUUACGACUGUCCUGAUAUGAUUGUACGGCUGCUUAUGGAUAGGUUCUCACAUGCGUAGCUUGUGAUUUAUUACAGUUUAGUAUUGCAAGGGAAUCCUGUCAUAUCUAGUAUUCAUUAACCAGUGUGCUAAUGUGCAGUGAGUGGUAUUGUUUGCAGGCCGAACCCACUUUUGAUGGGUUUUUCAACAUUAUAUGAUGGCAUUGAUUCACAGCAGGAUUGUGAAUUCAUUUAAUUUUAUUCCUGUUUGGUGUAUUUGCUUUUUUUUAUAUGUAUAUAUAUUUUGGGGGGACCGACUGAAGGAAAUGUUCAGCGUAAUGCUCAAUUUAAUCAAUAUUUAUAUUUCGGUCUUAAAUAAGACUAGGGGUUAAAAUGGAAACCUUUUUUAUUGUUGGUGCGAUUAAAAAAUCAGGCGGAUUAUGGUGGACUGAAUUGUUUCGACUAUAUUUCCAUUGAUUAAGAUAUGCUGGAGUAAUAACCAUUUUCAAAAUACUUUUGUACUGUUAUGUAUGCUUGUGGCAACUGAUCUUAAGUAUUUCCCUGUCCUGGGUCACGCAGAACUAUUAAAAGCAGUUUACCAAAUGAUAUUUUACCGAAUUGUUGGAGACAUUUCUAUGUUUUGUGACUGAGGGCUAAAUCAUUUGAAUGGGAAAUUAUUAAUUUUUUGACUUUAAGAGGUCAAAACAUGCCACAUUUUGUGCGCCUGGAGUCUGUGUGGCAUUUUAAAAUGUUAUGAAUCUUAGUCUGUAAGGUGCGAUCAUAUUAGCGAAAUUGCGUUAAAAAUUUGGUAAUUCUGUUAAAUUUCUCCGGCAAAAAAUGUCCAUUGUCAAUAGUGUUGUAAUGCAUGAAGCACAGCUCACAAAGGUGUCGCUUUCAAACCAAGCAACUUUCUGUUGGUCAAAGCGGCGAAUUUGCGCGAGCAUCUCUGCAUGGGGGGCAUCUUUGCGAAAUUACCAAUCGCGCAAAUUUAUACACAAUGACACCAUUUCAACAGAGAAAAAUGGUUGCGAAAUGUGACCGCAUCUUCAAUCGUCUUACUGCAAAAUGUGUCUGUUUACGGGUAGAGGCUUCUGUUGCCUGACUGAAAAACAACAGCCUUCCUAUUGUUUGAGUAGGAGUUGUAAAAAUUGUCAUUAUUUUUGGUGCUUGACUCUUAAAACAUAAACAUGCACACUUGUUCUCACAAACAUCUACUGAGUAGUUCGAAUGACGUCUGUGUUUGUAAUGGAAAUAAUGCGCACAGCCUUGAAUUCAACGUAGCCUGUUAGGACGCCAUCUUUAGUCCUUUAGGAAGCUACUACUGGAAAUGGAGUUAUUAUUUGGCCAUUUCGGACCACUGUAAAUGAGCACGAUAGAAAACUGUACAGUGUGUGUUCUCUGAUCUCUCCGGCACGUCUCUCUCUUUUAUUUUCUUUCAGGCGCUGUGCUGUCAUAUUGUUCAAAUAACAUUCUUUGCAUUCAAUAAAUUUCGCAUGGCCUCA
Pimephales promelas (fathead minnow) is the source of this 6545-nucleotide messenger RNA. It is a transcript of the gene camsap2a, whose product is annotated as calmodulin regulated spectrin associated protein family member 2a. Gene Ontology annotation, biological process: neuron projection development; negative regulation of microtubule depolymerization; cytoplasmic microtubule organization. NCBI's taxonomy places the organism in Eukaryota, Metazoa, Chordata, Actinopteri, Cypriniformes, Leuciscidae. Gene Ontology annotation, cellular component: microtubule minus-end. The record is from RefSeq and is a predicted model, not a curated record. Gene Ontology annotation, molecular function: microtubule minus-end binding; calmodulin binding; spectrin binding.